AUGGGUUUUAUCUCUGAACUCUGAAGUUUGAACCUGGUUCACCAGACAGGCUUGGACACAAAUUAUGUUAUGUAAUCAUCCAUAAAAAAAAAAACAUCACCCACUCUUUCCUCUCUUGAAAACAAUUGAAACAAACAUAAUGACCAAGGAACUGUUACUGAUAUUUCUCUAUGACUUUGAACUGUGCAAAACGGAAAGCGAUGACCCAUUGGACGCCAUCGUGUACUUCUAUCCGACUUGGGUUAACUCCGAGCAAAGGCAUUAUCUGUGCAGUCAGCUUAUGGGGGUCACACAAUUUUUCUCAGAAGUCUUCUCAGUCCCGAGCAUCAUAUCAUUGCAGAGCGGGAAAUUCACCGUGCGGAAAAUGGGCCACUAUGCAUUAUGUGUUGGCACUGACAGAAACAUACCAGACAUGGUUCUUAAGACACGAUCUGAUAUACUGUAUAAAUUGUUAAGACUAUUCCACUACGACAUAGAUGCUUUGCAAGCAACGCUCUCGGAGGAGGAUGAUUGUCUGACAGAUCGUUUUUCUCAAUUGCUACAAGUCUACCUUCCAAUAUUGCAAUUCGCGACAAACACAUUUGGCAACAUUCCUACUCUUAAGAUUCCCAAGAGUGCAACCACCUUAUACCUUGAGGCUUGCCAAGCACUGCAGUCAUUCCAGAGUAUCGAAGGCGUCCUUGGUGGCACUUUGCUUUAUCAGAAUAAAGUCGUCGCCACGCAAUUGAACCACAGUUUAACAAAACAGCUUGUUGUUACUGACCCUUACAGGAUAAAGCUUCCAGCUCAAAAUCUGGAGACGCCGUUCCACCUUCCACUCGGUGUUCAGCUUCUUGUCAUUUACGUUGAGGCGUCUGAAGUCAGGAGGCUCAGAGAGGAAGUCAGAGAAUUUCAUACUGGCCUUAAAGAGAUCAAGAACUGGAGGAAAGAAAACGGGAAUAGCAAAUCUGGGAAAGUAACAAAAGAUGGGAUCGGCAUGAAAAGAGACAUGUCAAGAAUAUUCACAUCCGUACCUGAAGAACCAUACGAAUCUGAUUCUAGCGAAAUUCCGGAGUUGGUCAAAGAUGCUGUAAAGGCAAGACAGUUGGCUAGAAUGGAAGCAAUAAGACCUUCCAACUUUAUAAUAACAAAUCCACCUCCAGAAAAACAUUCCCAAACCACUGAUGAUAUUGUAAAAAAUAUAGCUUUGUCAGUAAGGUACUAUAGCUUUGGCCUCCCGUCGUUAAAACCUAAGUGGUGUGAUUCACCUGUUGAAAGUAAAAUGACGAACAUGCGUCCUUACUAUAACACCAUUUGCGACCCAAACUACCCGCUGUUCAAGUCGAACGGCCUUCCCGUCUCAUAUCCCUUUCGUAACUCGAGAAUUACUCACCAUUAUGAAAACCUCAAAGAGUCCGAAAGCGUCAAAAAGAAUAGAGCUAGACCUCGAAGUAUAGCGUUGAAGACUGCAGAACCCAAUGACAAACCCCCAAAGCCUACUCAAAAAGCAAAAAGGCUUUUCUCUUUACCACUUAAAACCAAUACAGAUUCCAACCCACUAAUAGCGCCACAAGGGGUUCCUUUAACACCAUUGAUGGCUAAGUUGUCACUUCUGGCUCAAGAAGAGAUUAAUUUAGAAACGCCCAUUUCGUCUAAGCCGAAGAUGUUGAAAACACCGAGUAUGGUGAAGACGCCCGCUUUUGAACUGGCGAGCAGUUCUCUGGCAUCGGGUCAAGAUAAAAAUGAAGACAAACCAUCUGAAGGAGAUGAUGAGUUGGUACAGAUGAUCCUAUACGUUUUCGGACACAACAACACAUCUGUUCUUCUCCUUAUAGAUAACGAAGUUGCAACAAAUCCAGAGCACAUCCAUACCUUGUGGGAGAAAAGUAUCCACAACUUGAAAAAAGUGGAAGAAAGACUACAUAAAUGUUUGGACCAUUUGCCGAUCAGUUCAUCAGGUGAGUACAGUUAUGCAGUUGUGGAUCCAAGCUGGGGUCCAAUUGAAAGAGGCGGCGCUUACCAACCACACCAGCUUGAGUUGUUAACAACUCUUCACUUUACCCUCAGUCAGCAUCCCAAUAUAACUAAUAUACUCGUGAGAGGUGAAGACACAGUCUCUUAUGGUUACCAAUGUGGGCAAACUCAAGUAUUCUACCAACAAAAUUGUAAUACAAUUUCUGGCGUUCCUACUCCAGCUGAUCCUAUGGGAAUAUUACCCACCAAGGCAAAAAGAACUUUGGAAAGAGACCACGGGAUUGUACUUUUAUAAUUUAAAUGUGCCAAAUCUGUUUCUGUGCCAAAAUGCUAGUCAUUCAUCGUUGUCUAUUUGUUUUUUUAUAUAAAAUAUCUUAUGUGCUAAGUUUUUCAAACCAUUACAUAAUUUUUUAAAGCUAAGUGUUAUUGUAAUUAAUUCUUAUUUUUUAUUUUUUUCUAUAGUAAUGAAUUUAGAUUAUUUAAUGUUGUAGAAGCAGGCCAUCUUAAAUUCUAUUAACUGUCCAUUUGGAAAUUUAGAAAAAAAUACUCCAUUCCUCCUUAUUGUAUGCUUUUUGCCAAAUUGUUUUAUGCAUGUCAAAUAUGAUCAAUUUUUAUGCUUUUGCGUAA
Cimex lectularius (bed bug) is the source of this 2580-nucleotide messenger RNA. RefSeq lists its product as uncharacterized. The record is from RefSeq and is a predicted model, not a curated record. NCBI's taxonomy places the organism in Eukaryota, Metazoa, Arthropoda, Insecta, Hemiptera, Cimicidae. Gene Ontology annotation, biological process: vesicle-mediated transport. The coding region runs from base 140 to 2248 and encodes 702 amino acids. The transcript is spliced from 12 exons.